Molecule: messenger RNA, 708 nt
Organism: Bipolaris zeicola 26-R-13
Lineage: Eukaryota; Fungi; Ascomycota; Dothideomycetes; Pleosporales; Pleosporaceae
Exons: 2
Coding region: 1-708 (235 amino acids)
Biological process (GO): ribosomal large subunit biogenesis; rRNA processing; nuclear-transcribed mRNA catabolic process
Cellular component (GO): preribosome, large subunit precursor; nucleolus
Molecular function (GO): RNA binding
Source: RefSeq, a predicted model, not a curated record
AUGCCCAAGUCCAAGCGCGCGAAGGUUGUACAUCUUACCAAGACCGACAAGAAAGGCAAGGAGCUCUCCUUGAAGCUCUUUGCCAAUGUCCAGGAAGCGGCGGACAACUUCGAGCACAUCUUCGUUUUCGCAGUAGAGAAUAUGCGCAAUUCGUACCUCAAGGAAGUGCGCGCUGAGUUUGCAGACAGCAGAUUCUUCUUCGGCAAGACCAAAGUCAUGGCCAAGGCGCUCGGCCAGACACCAGCAGAGGAGCACCUCACCAAUCUUUCACAGCUCACUGAACACCUCAACGGCAACGUAGGCCUCCUUUUCACAAACCGUGAGCCCAGCGAGAUCAUCGAAUACUUUGCCAACUACUCCCAAACCGACUUUGCGCGUGCCGGUGUCGUCGCUACACAGACCUUCACUGUACCCGCUGGAGUCGUUUACUCAAGAGGUGGAGAGCUGCCCGAGGAAGACGACGUACCGCUACCGCACAGUAUGGAAACCACCAUCAGGAAAUGGGGUAUGCCAACGAGGCUCGACAAGGGCAAGAUCAUUCUGGAUGCUCCAUACACGAUUGCCGAAGAGGGAAAGCCUAUGAACAGUCACCAGACUGCCCUGCUCAAGUUGUUCGGUGUGGCUAUGGCCGACUUCAAGAUUGACCUCAAGGCCUACUACUCGAAGGCGACAGAGUCGGUAACAGAGGUCGGAGCCAUGGAGGAAUAA